GAUUUGAAGGAUGAGAAGAAAAAGGCUAGAAUGGCAGCGUCUAGGGCUGUUCUUGAGAAGUGCACCAUGAUGCUCUUAACUGCUUCAAAGACUUGUCUGAGGCAUCCAGACUGUGAAUCUGCUCGUAUAAACAAAGAUGGAGUUUUUCAUCGAAUGAGAUUAGCUUUGGAACAAGUAAUAGAAAUUGUAACUGACUCUAGACCAAACGGAGAAAAUGAAAUGCCCCCCAUCAGCAUAUAUUCUGGCAUAAAAGAAUUCAAGAAUAAAGUGGAGGGUCUUCGUGAGAAUCUUUAUUUUCUCUCAAAAGAGAACCUUUCGACAAUGUUGGAAGUCAUCCUGGAACAUACAGAGGACUUCACAGACUCUGCCUAUACCAGUCAUGAGCACAGAGAACACAUUUUGGAGCUGUCUAAACAGGCUAAAAUGGAACUAGAGCAGCUGGUUUCAGUGUGGAUGCAAGCUCAAAACCAGAAGACAAAGGAUCUCGUGGAAGACUUGGAAGUAGCCAUUUUAAAAACAUGUCAGUGCAUGAAUGAACUUAAAAGAGAGGUUCAUAGUGCAGCUACAUCUUUGGCAGCAGAUCUGCUAAAAUACCAUAUGGAUCAUAUGGUUCUCAAAGCAUUAAAAAUCACGGGAGUGGAAGGAAAUCUUGAAGCUGUAGCAGAAUAUACUUGCAAGCUAUCAGAGCAGAAAGAACAACUUGUUGAGAUGUGUCGCUUAUUGAGGCAUGUUUCUGGAACUGAGCCCCUUGAGAUUACUUGCAUUCAUGCAGAAGAUACGUUUCAGGUCACUGGGCCACAGAUAAUUUCUGCUGCAGAAACACUGGCAUUACAUCCAUCUAGCAAGAUUGCGAAAGAAAAUCUUGAGGUGUUCUGUGAGGCCUGGGAGUCUCAACUGAGUGACAUGUCUAUGUUGUUACGAGAAAUCAAUGAUGUAUUUGAAGGAAGAAGAGGAGAGAAGCGUGUCUAUCUAUCACUGCCCAGACCAGGGAAGCAUAAUGCAAAUCUGAAAGCAUUAAAGCCAGUCAAACUAGAUACUGAGGAACAGGCAAAAAUUGCAAAACUUGGAUUAGAGUUGCAUCUGCUCACAUCUGAUAUGGAUUCUGAGACAGAGAAGUGGGAAGAUCAGGAGAAUGAGAUCGUGCAACAUGGGCAAGGAAUGUCAAGUAUGGCCUACUCCAUGUAUUUAUUUACCAGAGGAGAAGGACUCCUGAAAACUACUCAAGAUUUAUUUCAUCAAGCAGAGAUUUUUGCUACAGAAGGCACAAAGCUUGCUUCAGCUCUUCAAGCCUUUUCUGACCAGGUGCGUGAGGAUGACAAACCUUUGCUUCUGCUGGAGGCUGAAAAACUGAUUUCUAUGUCCAAGCAGCUCCAGAUAACAGCUAAAGCUUCAGUUCAGGGUAAAAGUGCUACAUUUACAAAGGUUGAUGCAUGCAUUCUGAAAACAAGGAAUGUGAUGACUCUGUUAUGCCAGCUUCUUCCACUUUGCUACAACUUACUGAGGAAGAAUAAAGCAGGAAAUGGUUGUCUUAAGCCUGCUCCACCGUGGAGAGAAGACAGAAUACGACCUGGUACAAAUGCACAUACUCCAGAAAGGAGAGCUGAGACAUUUGGCAUCAAGUCUUUAGAAAAUCAUGUAACAAACAUGACGUUUUUAGAAAGCAAGUAAUUAUAGCACUUAGAAAU
This is a messenger RNA of Apaloderma vittatum (bar-tailed trogon), 1685 nucleotides long. It is a transcript of the gene CTNNAL1, whose product is annotated as catenin (cadherin-associated protein), alpha-like 1. Gene Ontology annotation, biological process: cell adhesion; Rho protein signal transduction. Gene Ontology annotation, molecular function: actin filament binding. Lineage: Eukaryota; Metazoa; Chordata; Aves; Trogoniformes; Trogonidae. The record is from RefSeq and is a predicted model, not a curated record. The annotation marks the transcript as partial. The transcript has 15 exons.